This is a messenger RNA of Odontomachus brunneus, 1858 nucleotides long. It is a transcript of the gene Prp31, whose product is annotated as U4/U6 small nuclear ribonucleoprotein Prp31. The transcript has 8 exons. Gene Ontology annotation, cellular component: U4 snRNP; U4/U6 x U5 tri-snRNP complex; precatalytic spliceosome. Gene Ontology annotation, biological process: mRNA splicing, via spliceosome; spliceosomal tri-snRNP complex assembly. The record is from RefSeq and is a predicted model, not a curated record. The coding region runs from base 114 to 1583 and encodes 489 amino acids. Lineage: Eukaryota; Metazoa; Arthropoda; Insecta; Hymenoptera; Formicidae.
GCGAAAGUGAGAGAGAAAGAGGGAGAAUAUUUACGACUGUGACGUUUAGUUUACAUGAUAUAGAUUCUUUGGUGAAUGAGUACUUUAUAAAAAAACAAAUCCAAGUAUCAAACAUGUCUUUGGCAGACGAACUUCUUGCGGAUCUUGAAGAGAACGAUGACUCGGACGUUCCUAUAGAAGAACCGGAGCCGAAUUUCAUCCCGGCUUCGGUGUCCAAAGUUAUAGAAGAAGAGAUAAAAGUAGCCUCUGUGCGAGAGCUGGCCAAGUUACGAGAUUCAGAACAAUUGCAGAAGGUGAUGUUACAGAUCGAGAUGUACAGCAAAGUACCCAGAAAGUCAUCCGACAUUGUAGGACCUGUGGAAUCCGAUCCAGAAUAUCAAUUGAUAGUCGAGGCUAAUAAUAUGGCCGUAGACAUCGACGACGAAAUAGCUACUAUUCAUAGAUUCACAAGAGACAAAUAUUCAAAGAGGUUUCCUGAGUUGGAGUCUUUGGUAGUAGGACCGUUAGAAUAUGUGAUGACAGUUAGGGAAUUGGGUAAUGACUUGGAUAGAGCUAAAAAUAAUGAGACUCUGCAACAAUUCCUCACACAGGCGACAAUUAUGGUUGUGUCUGUGACUGCAUCAACGACUCAAGGCCAGCUGCUGACAGAAGAGGAGAAGGAGGCUAUUUGCGAAGCAUGUGAUAUGGCAGUGGAAUUAAAUAAUUGUAAAUCAAAGAUAUUCGAAUAUGUAGAGAGCAGAAUGGCAUUUAUUGCACCAAAUCUGUCGAUAAUUGUCGGCGCAUCAACAGCUGCUAAGAUUAUGGGUGUCGCGGGUGGCCUGACGAAACUUUCCAAGAUGCCAGCCUGCAACGUUUUGGUCUUAGGAUCUCAGAAAACUACUCUCUCCGGAUUUUCGCAAGUUACCACUUUACCUCACACAGGCUUCAUAUAUUAUUCUGAGAUUGUACAAGAGACACCACCUGACUUGCGACGGAAAGCGGCGAGGCUGGUAGCUGCUAAAAGCAUGUUGGCGGCCAGAGUGGACGCCUGUCACGAGAGCACAGAUGGUCACAUUGGACAGAUGUUGCGCGAGGAGAUUGAGAAGAAACUGGACAAGUUGCAGGAACCACCGCCCGUGAAAUUUGUAAAGCCGUUGCCGAAACCAAUCGACCCCGGGCGGAAGAAACGCGGCGGUAAGCGCGUCCGAAAAAUGAAAGAGCGUUAUGCGAUCACGGAGUUCAGGAAGCACGCCAACAGGAUGAACUUCGCGGAUAUCGAGAAUGACGCUUAUCAAGAGGAUCUUGGCUAUUCACGAGGUACGAUUGGCAAGGCUGGUACAGGUCGAAUCAGGUUACCGCAGAUCGACGAGAAAACGAAAGUCCGUAUAUCUAAGACGUUGCAAAAGAAUCUGCAGAAACAACAGCAAUGGGGAGGCAGUACUACUGUUAAGAAACAGGUCUCUGGUACAGCAUCCAGUGUAGCUUUUACUCCUCUGCAGGGUCUUGAAAUCGUCAACCCACAGGCUGCGGAAAAGAAGGUGAACGAGGCUAACGCGAAAUACUUCUCCAAUACAGCUGGCUUCCUGAAAGUUAAGAAAUCAUAGAUUUUUGAUGUAAAAAUAAGCAAGAGGAAAUCGUUGUAUUUAUUAUCCUAAUUAUCCUAAUGUAAAUUUAAGUAUUCAGUUCUUUUAUCACUUGUCAUUAGCAUGUAGAGUUUUUAAUUAUUUAUAUUAGAUUGUGAUAAAACAAGUAUGGAGGAAACGAAUGAGACAUUUAGAAACAAGGGGAGCACAACAGUUGCGGAAGAAAUAUAUUUCGUAUAUAAUCCGACAUACCGUUUCUAAUCAUCUUCAAUAAAUAUUUCGACGUCGUCGUCAAA